Messenger RNA from Maudiozyma saulgeensis, 2382 nucleotides. The record is from the annotation of a GenBank genome assembly. Lineage: Eukaryota; Fungi; Ascomycota; Saccharomycetes; Saccharomycetales; Saccharomycetaceae.
AUGACAUCUAUUCUCGAUUCCACUCUAACAUCUUCUAUUAACCUUCCUCAUGAUGAAGAGUUACCUACAUGUGUUCGUUGUAAAGAGGAUAUUACUACUGGUCAUGCUUAUGAAUUAGGUGACGAUAAAUGGCAUACACACUGUUUUUCCUGUUAUAGAUGUAAUAAACCACUAAGUUGUGAAUCCGAUUUCUUAGUUUUAGGAACAGGAACAUUAAUCUGUUUUGAUUGUUCCGAUUCAUGUAAAAGCUGUGGUAAAAAAAUUGAUGAUUUAGCGAUUAUUUUAUCAUCGUCAAAUGAAGCAUACUGUUCUGGUUGUUUUAAAUGUUGUAAAUGUGGUGAUAAGAUCAAAGAUCUAAGAUAUGCUAAGACCAAAAGAGGAUUAUUUUGUUUGUCUUGUCAUGAGCGACUCCUGGCCAAAAGAAAAUAUUAUGAAGAAAAGAAAAGACGGUUGACUAAACAUUUACCAACAAUACCCAAAGAACUACAAGAGGAUGAUGACUUAAGUUCACCUAAGGAAUUGAAAGUUCCAGAACGUUCAAGAAAUAGACCAAUUUCUCCUGAAAGAAAAGGAUCAAAUUCAAACAAUUCCAAUUCUCAUAAAAGAAAUGUGUCUAUUGAUGAUAUGUUGAAAUCUACUCUUGCACGUGAGGGGUAUGAAAAUCAAACUUCUGAACAUAAUAAUGAUGAUGUUGAAGAUUCUAGUAUAGAUAAUUUAUCAUUAGAACCAUUGGAAAAUUUGGAAAAUGAAGGUAUUAUUGAUAAUAUUAUCCCACAAGCAAUGCAAGAUGCAUCUCCACUUCUAUUGGAUUCCGAGUUUAAUGUACGUACUAGUAGUAAUGCUAGUUCGAGCGGUUACAAAGGUGGACUAUAUGCGGAAGCAUUAAAUAAACCAAGCUCGACUACAUCAGAAAGUUACGGAGGCCUCGGUAUCACCUCAGCAUCUAUGUCUUCUAACACAGCUCCAGAUACGGAAAUUACGCCCCACGACACUCAGAAUAAGAAUAAACCCUCUUUUGACCCACAAUUAAAAGAAAUAAAGAGUACAAAUUCUCCAGUGUCUGUUGACUCAAGGGACAGGUUUGAAAAACCACCAAAACCGACAGCAGGUAUUGAAGCCUUUCGGAUGUAUAAAACUCCUGCAUUAGAUUUUUCAAAUUCAAGUACUAAUCUGAGAAGGGAUUUUCUUAAUACUGAUAUAGAAGAAUACAAUGAAGAAGAAAUGGAACGUAAAAUCGGUGCAUCCAAACAAGAAUUAGAUGAAUUAGAAAAUGAUAUUAAAACAUUAAAGGACAUUAAACAAAAAUUGCUAGAUGAAGUUUCAUCGAUUGAACAGAAAAAGGUAAAGCUACUAGAGGAAGUACGGGAGUUACAGGCAGAAAAACCUCCUGUACAAGAUUUGAGAAAUACAUCAUCAGAAAUUAAACGUAAUCGCAUUAGACCUCCUCCAGAAAUGCCAAUGGUUAAUAUGUUCGAUUCUAUUUCACCAUCUAAAGAACAAGAACAUGUGGCUAGUGUGGCUAGACAAGCCAAACCGAAAUUUUGGAAGUUAUUCUCUUCCUCAAACUCACCACAAAAACCAAAUUUAAUGACAAAGUCAUCUUCAUCCAGAGGUAUUUCUAACCUUGGAAUUAAUGGACGAGAUGAUGAAAAUGAUUUUCCAGGGAUCCACAUUGAUAAAUUAUCACCAUUUUCAAAUUCAAAAAUGAACAAAUCAGGUUCCACUCAAAGUAUGUUCUCUGAAAUAAAAGAGGAUGGAUCAAAUUUGUAUGGCUCUACCUUAGUUCAGCGCUGUCAAUAUGAGCGUUCGCAAAUUCCAAAUAUCAUGAUACGUUGCAUAGAAAAUAUCGAAUGUGAUGAAGAAAACCUACGUAGUGAAGGCCUGUAUAGGAAAUCUGGAUCCCAAGCAGUUAUAGAAAAUUUGGAAAAGAAGUUUUCUAAAAAGGAAGAUUUCAAUUUAGCAGAUUAUGAUAUCAAUGUCUCAACAAGUAUAUUAAAGAGGUAUUUAAGGAAGCUUCCUGACCCUAUAAUUACCUUUCAGAUCUAUGAUCCACUAAUUAGUGUUGUUAGAACAAGAAAUAUGACCACAAGGUUACCCUUAGGAAAGGACAAAAUCCUGACACAAGAAGAUAUAGCUUCUGUCACUGAUAUUCUAAAUCAAUUGCCAAAGGAACAUAUAUAUUUAUUGAAAGUUUUGAGUGUUCAUUUAGAAAAGGUAAUGGGAUAUAAGGAUUAUAAUUUAAUGGGUCUGAAUAAUAUAGCACUAGUUUUUGCACCAGGUUUGAUAAGAGAUCUGAGUGGAGAAAAGGAUAUAUUGGACAUGAAAGAACGUAAUUAUAUAAUUGGUUUCAUCUUGGAACAUUAUAAACAACUUUUUUAUUAA